This is a messenger RNA of Mus pahari (shrew mouse), 4358 nucleotides long. RefSeq names its product Bardet-Biedl syndrome 1 (gene Bbs1). Gene Ontology annotation, biological process: protein localization to cilium; non-motile cilium assembly. NCBI's taxonomy places the organism in Eukaryota, Metazoa, Chordata, Mammalia, Rodentia, Muridae. The record is from RefSeq and is a predicted model, not a curated record. The coding region runs from base 36 to 1817 and encodes 593 amino acids. The transcript is spliced from 17 exons. Gene Ontology annotation, molecular function: smoothened binding; patched binding. Gene Ontology annotation, cellular component: BBSome; axoneme; centrosome.
CGGCUGAGCUGGUUGCCAAGGCGACGCCUGGGGAAAUGGCUGCGGCGUCUUCAUCGGAUUCUGACAGUGGGCGAGCUGAGAGCAACGAAGCCAAUUCUAAAUGGCUGGACGCACACUACGACCCCAUGGCCAACAUCCACACCUUCUCCUCCUGCCUGUCACUGGCAGAUUUGCAUGGCGAUGGGGAGUACAAGCUGGUGGUGGGAGACCUUGGCCCAGGUGGGCAGCAGCCCCGCCUGAAAGUGCUCAAAGGACCCACAGUGCUGACAGAAAGCCCACUGCCUGCCCUGCCGGCCUCGGCUGCCACCUUCCUCAUGGACCAACAUGAGCCCAGGACACCUGCCCUGGCACUCGCCUCAGGGCCUUGUGUCUAUGUUUAUAAAAACCUUAGACCCUACUUCAAGUUCAGCCUGCCCCAGUUACCUCCAAACCCUUUGGAACAGGACCUUUGGAACCAAGCCAAAGAGGACCGGAUUGACCCCUUAACCCUGAAGGAGAUGCUGGAGGACAUCAGGGAAAAGGCAGAGGUGCCCUUGUCUGUGCAGUCACUCAGGUUUCUGCAGCUGGAGCUGAGUGAAAUGGAGGCGUUUGUGAACCAGCACAAGUCCAAGGUUAUCAAGCGCCAGACAGUCAUCACCACCAUGACCACCCUGAAGAAGAACCUGGCAGAUGAGGACGCAGCGUCCUGUCUGGUGCUCGGCACUGAGAGCAAGGAACUCCUAGUGCUGGACCCUGAGGCCUUCACCAUUUUGGCCAAGAUGAGCCUGCCCAGUGUCCCUGUCUUCCUGGAGGUUUCCGGCCAGUUUGAUGUGGAGUUCCGGUUGACUGCUGCCUGCCGAAAUGGGAACAUCUAUAUCCUGAGAAGAGACUCCAGACACCCCAAGUACUGCAUUGAGUUGAGUGCCCAGCCAGUGGGGCUGGUCCGGGUACACAAGAUCCUGGUGGUGGGCAGCACCCAAGAGAGUCUGCAUGGCUUCACCCACAAGGGUAAGAAGCUGUGGACAGUGCAGAUGCCUGCAGCCAUCCUGACCAUGAACCUCCUGGAGCAGCGAUCCCGAGGCCUGCAAGCUGUCAUGGCUGCUCUGGCCAACGGGGAAGUCCGAAUUUACCGAGACAAGGCCCUGCUGAAUGUCAUCCGUGCCCCGGAUGCAGUAACCAGCCUGUGCUUCGGCCGAUAUGGGCGAGAAGACCACACCCUCAUCAUGACUACUAGAGGUGGUGGCUUGAUCAUCAAAAUCCUGAAGCGCACAGCAGUAUUUGUGGAAGGGACGGGUGAGGUGGGCCCACCGCUAGCACAGACCACAAAACUCAGUGUGCCCCGAAAGACCCGACUGUAUGUGGAUCAGACCCUGCGGGAGCGGGAAGCUGGCACAGCCAUGCACCGGACCUUCCAGACUGACCUCUACCUGCUGCGCCUGCGAGCUGCCAGAGCCUAUGUCCAGGCCCUGGAGUCCAGCCUGAGCCCCAUGUCAACCACAGCUCGGGAGCCACUCAAGCUGCAUGCUGUGGUUCAAGGCCUGGGCCCCACCUUUAAGCUCACACUUCACCUGCAGAAUACCUCAACGGCUCGGCCAGUCCUGGGACUAGAGGUCUGCUUCCUGUACAAUGAGGCGCUCUAUGCCCUGCCUCGGGCCUUCUUUAAGGUUCCCUUGCUGGUACCAGGACUCAGUUACCCCCUGGAGACCUCUGUGGAGAGUCUCAGUAGCAAGGGCGUCUCGGACGUGAUCAAGGUGCUGGUGCUUCGGGAAGGCCAGAGUGCUCCCCUGCUGAGUGCCCACAUCAACAUGCCUGUGAGUGAGGGGCUGGCAGCUGCCUGAGCCCUGCGCCAGCAUUCAAGCCUCCACAAAAUGGAGCCUUUUGGAUCCAGUGACUUCCAGUGUCAUCAGACUACUUCCCCUGGCAGCAAUGUAGUGAGACAUCAGCCCCCUGUUCCUCUCUGGCAUAGUCCCUUGCUCUCCACCUCUGCCAGUGGGACUGAGCAACAAGACAUGGAGUGCUCAGAAUCAACUCCUCCUCCUCCUCCUCCCUCAGAACCCACCCAAGCACUGUCCCUCAGUUCCUGCUGCCUGCCACUCUCCCCGGGUCCCAGGAAGAAAUGUGAGGUGGUCAGGGCGAGCGUAGCCCCAGUUUGUCCUUCCUUCCUUCCUUCCUUCCUUCCUUCCUUCCUUCCUUCCUUCCUUCCUUCCUUCCUUUCACUCACCUAUUUCAGAUCAAGAGCACAGUUGAUCGAGGGCUUUGAGAUGCCAGGUGGUACUGACCCUAUGUUGCUCUUUGAAGUUGCAGGGGUAUGGGUGCUGCCAGCUUGGUUUACAGGCACAUGUGCUAAGCUUUCUCAGCUGAAGAGGGGCUCCACUUUCUACCCUGAAACCCAGGGGUCAUGGGGCUCUGUUCCCAGGUCCUAGACGAGCCACAGAGAUUGCCAGAGGAGCUGGUGCCACAAGUAGACUGGGUCUGUGUGAGCUAGAUCCACACAGCAGCUGCUCCCGAUGUGGGUGCCCAUGGCCAGAGGCACUGUUCUGAAAUGGAAUGCCGAGCUAGAUAGCAGAGCUAGGACUGGUGGCACUGGGAGAGGUGUGGACCUGGGACCUGGGAAGUGACCCAAGAGGCAGAUGCCGACAAAUGCCUGUCAGAAUGCACUUCGGUCCAGGAGCCCGAGAUGGUCCUGAGGGUGGGAUGUUUACUGUGCAGUGGCCAGAAUAUGCCUGAGCUCACUGAAAAGGUACACACCAGGGGUAUGGAAAGAAGCUGAAUACUAAAGGAAGAUGUGCUUAGAUCUCAAGUGUCAGGACUCCUGGCUCUCCUCAGAGACUGUUCUGAAUCACUUGAGAAGCAGGAGCCCUGCUCCAUGGAGAGCAACAUUUUCCCCAGUCUGAUCAGGUUCAUCCUGGUGUGUGGCACCCAGCUCAGGCUUGCAGGCUCCCACCUCCUCUCCAGUACAAGAGGCUUGCCUGGAUUAACUAAGCCGUUGUCAGCCCUGGCACCAUUAGAGCUUGGCAGCUCCUCAGGAGGAAGGGAAGCAUUGCUCCAAGAAGGUGAGACUUAACUGCACAGCUUUAUCCAUAAAACCAGUGUCUCUAAGCUGGCCACCACUGCCCAGUAACAGCCUCUGCCCACUCAGGGACCAGGGUGACCCUUCCAAAGGGUACUUCAGGGCCCAGGCUAAGAGACAGUGGGUCUGGACCGAAGAAACAUCCUCAUUCUCAUAUUACCCAUCCCCCUCAAGACAGGCAGGCACUACCUGAGCAGGGUUAGCAAAUGGUUCUUUGUUUAUCAGCCAGUGAGGCACAGCUGGACCACGCAGAAGGUCUGACUGGAGAUGGGACGAUGAGAGUGGGGAGGGAGUGUUGCUGUGAGUCAGAAACCCCAGCCUAGCCUGCAUACUAAACAGGAAGGUCUGCCCAAGGUAUCGAGCCCUUGUCACUGGUGCCAUGUGAGCGGGGCUGUGCUCUCAUGGGCCCAGGUUGUGUGUUGGAUCAUGACACCCCAGUCCCUUUCACCCAAGUCAUGCUGUGAAAUCAGAACAAAAAUAUUUGAUAUGUGCUCCCUUCAUAGCUAUCCAUGAUGAUGCAAGGGGUAAGUCAUGGCCAGGUCCUACCAUGAAACGCAGUGUCAUGCUCUCUUGCCUAGUAAGAAAUGUAUGCCAUGUACCUUAUGCACAUAAAAGAACAUGAAGCAUAAACAGUGAAGAGUAUCCAGUACUCAUGGGAGUGAGAACUCUAGGAAACUGUGAACCAUAAGGAUGAGAAGAGUCUAUUUUUUUUUAAACAUAGUAUUUUGAAACACACACCUAUGUAAUGAUCUGGAAUAGACUAUUUAAAGUGAAAUGCCCUCCUCCCAUUCCACAGGACCAUUCCUGUACAACAGCCAUUUUCAUUAACUAUUUUAUAUAUAUAUUUCCUAACUUGCUUCUGUGUAGACUCCCCUAUAAGAGAGUUCCUUUUCCUGUUAUCCCAGGGUUAGAUCCCCUGAUUCCUGGGUUCCAUGUCUUCUUUCUUAUUCUACCCUCAUUGGGUAAAACAUACCUAAGGGUAACGUCAUUAUACACUCCCUGUGAUGGUUAUUCCCAGCUGUCAGCUUGACUGUAUCUAGCCUGAACUACAAUCCAGAAUUGGAGCACCCCUGUGAUCCAGAGCUUGAGGCUGGAAGGCACAAGUUUUGAUCUGGACCAUGAGAAGCUCAGACCCAGGGAAGGCGAUUCUCGCCUUUAAUCCCAGGAGACAAGAGGCAAGCAGGUCUCUGUCUCAGAGGCCAGCCUGGGACAGAACAAAUUCCAAGUAAAGAACAAUUUAGGUCCAGGUGUGGUGGUACACACCUUUAAUCUCAGCCAUACUUCCUGCUGGAGGCCUACAUAAAUUAGG